Bipolaris victoriae FI3 is the source of this 381-nucleotide messenger RNA. RefSeq lists its product as hypothetical. The record is from RefSeq and is a predicted model, not a curated record. The transcript has 2 exons. NCBI's taxonomy places the organism in Eukaryota, Fungi, Ascomycota, Dothideomycetes, Pleosporales, Pleosporaceae. Bases 1 to 381 code for a protein of 126 amino acids.
AUGUUCCGCACCACCUUCACCAGAUCCUCCACGCGUCUCCGCCUUUGUACUCCCUCUGCCCGUCCUUUCUGCCUCUCAACCCCCAACCGCGUAGCCCAGUACCCCAACGACCUCAGCACAAAUUCAAAAACCAAAACGGACCUCUACGACAGUGAUACACCGCAUGCAGUCCAGGAUAAAGUCCGGCAGGGCGAUACACACAAUGUGCACGAGAGUAAUGCGAAAGCAGGCAUGGACAGCGCGCACAAGGAGGGUAAAGGUGGUCAUGCGACCGAGCGGAAAGAUUCGGCGGGAGGAAAGGAGACGGCUAAGAAGGAGUUUCCUGAAGCACCGGAUCCGGCGAUUGGAAUGCAGGAUGAGAGGGGUGGACGGGGUGGUUGA